AUGAUGAACAAAUGACACAGGAGCUUAGCGCUUAGCGCUCAAGCUUUGAUCAGUCAACCCACCUUGUGAAUCCCGCAACUCGCAUGAUUCCUGGGCCUCCUCCCUUCAAUAUUAAUAGUGCAACUCAGUCACGUAACCAUGAAGGGCUUACUGUACUACCCACUGGUGUUCUCGAGACUCUCAGACCAGUCUCUGCACACGGUUUGGCCCUUGUUGGGAUUAUUGGUGUGGUCGCUCUUGGAAUUUGGGUUCUUUGGCUAUUGAUCUUUCGCACAUGCAAACUCAAGGCAAACAUCGCUUCCGAUGGGACUUCUGAAUCCACCCCUCUGCUAAAUCCAGAUCAGACACGAACUGGCCUUCAGAGGUAUCGUUCUGCCACGCUAGACAAUGACCCAUUACUCUGUUCCAUCUGUGCAAACCUGGACUUUUACAAGAUCUUCCUUGAUGGAAUCCCAGAGAUGGAGGACAUCCCACUCGAUUCGCUCCCAUCCAUCCUAAAUAAAUCUUACCAAUGCAGUUUCUGUCGUCUCAUAGCCUUUCAUGUCCGCCGAACAUGGAUGUUGGCCAAAUUUCCCAUGGUCGAUAUCUCAGGGAUUGAAUGUAGGAUGUUCACGAAACCUUGUGGUUGUCUUGCGGUGGCCUCUUAUCCCCCAUCGAAAUUCCGUUGCUACCGCCUCUACAUCACUAUGGAGGGCCUGCAAGACAUUUGGAAGAGAUAUCCAGCUUUCAGAGCAGCAGAAGACGCUUUCAAGGUGAGAAACACCGUGGAUAUCAAUUUGGUGAAGAAGUGGAUCAAGCUGUGCCAGGAGAACCACGGAGAAGCAUGUGAAAGUCUCUGGAGAAUCGGUGGCAGCAGCGGCGCUGGCAGGAAGCUGCCGGAUUUUGUGAGAGUGGUGGACGUGGUAUCGAUGGCUGUGAUUCCUGCACCUCCUGGCUGCCGUUAUGUCGCCCUCAGUUACAUAUGGGGAGGCAUCGGCACAGAGUAUUGGACAACGAAGGAUAACAUAGUGAAGCGCCGCACGCCUGGCGGGUUGAACGGGGCAAACUUUCCUGAUACCAUCACUGAUUCGAUCCUAUUCGUUCGACAACUUGGUGAACGUUAUUUAUGGAUCGAUGCUCUAUGCAUCAUCCAAGAUGAUCCGCAAGACAAGGUUGCUCAGAUACACGACAUGGAUUUGGUCUACGGUCUGUCUUAUUUUACAAUAAUUGCUGCUGGCGGUAUGUCGGCUCGAGACCCACUCUCAGGGUGCCGUCCACAAACAAGGACGCGGCAGCAUAUCGAGGUCGUUCAAGGACUUCAUCUUUAUGCGGCUCCUCCAAGACUCAAGGAGGGUCUCGCUCUCGCGCUCUCCCGCCGAAGGAUAUACUUCACCGGGCAUCAAGUCCACUUUGAGUGCCGACUUGAUGUCUUCUGCGAAGACAUCAUCGCCGAAUGCAAGGUCGACUCCACCAGCUUUCUUAAAUAUACACGUGCAGAAUAUUUCCCUCAAUCGUUGAAUCCCUUUACGAGUUACAUGUCGGCCGUUAAGCAAUGUACACAACGCAAUCUCACCGUGGAAUCAGACAUUGUCUAUGCUCUCACUGGAGUGACAAACGCUCUGGCAAAAGCCUUUGGGAUCGGCAACCCCUCCAGAGCCUUUCACUAUGGAAUGAUGUUGACAGAAUUGCAUCAUGCGCUUCUUUGGCAUCACAGUCCAUACACACCACGCGCUCGUCGUUCGCUUCCUGACGGAGACGGUGCACUUUGGCCUUCUUGGGCUUGGGCUGCAUGGCGUGGCGCUGUUGACUACAUGACGGAGCAUCGAUAUUUGGAGACCCUUCCUGUUGAUGCUUGGCUCGUGGACUAUUUUGGGCACCCAUCGGUGGUGGAAGGAUUUGUCGAUCCUUGGUAUAUCGUAGACCAUGAUGGCGAUAUAGUGCAGCUUGAUGUUCACCGGGUUUCCCGGCGAGUCGUUUUGGUUUCAGAGACGGAGGAAGAGCGGGCCAUAUAUUCUUCGCCACAAGGGAUCUUAAACCCAACGGAGCUGACACUAGACAUCCAUCGACCGCUAGAACCAGGCACCCUCAUUUUCCGCACGACUUCCAGCCGCUUUGACAUUGUACGGCGACGUGGUGAAGAAUCAACUGCAUGUCACCACGGUCUCUUUGAUAUCCUCUCCACCGCAUCCUCCCCUCCCAUCUGGGUUGGCACUGUCGUUCUGCCAUUGGACAUUGCCCCGCCGACUUCUCUCGAGUUCAUCGUCCUGUCCCGUACCGGUUUGCGCGGCGUGUACGACGAACAGAGUCUUGUGUGUUACCGUGAAUGCUUGCUACAUGUGAUGGCGGUUGGUCAGAAUGAGAGCUUGAUGGAACGUCUUGGGUUGGGUGUCAUUCACGAAGCCGCCUGGAUCGCUUCAAGGGCGGAGGAGAAGGUGGUGUUUCUUCGAUAACGGCGGACGGUGAUAGAAUACCUUCAUUAUAGUAUAUAUAAAGGCAAUCAUCGCUAUUUAAUUGGAUCUCUGUUGUUCCUUG
Suillus paluster is the source of this 2511-nucleotide messenger RNA. Its product is annotated as heterokaryon incompatibility protein-domain-containing protein. NCBI's taxonomy places the organism in Eukaryota, Fungi, Basidiomycota, Agaricomycetes, Boletales, Suillaceae. The record is from RefSeq and is a predicted model, not a curated record. The coding region runs from base 84 to 2429 and encodes 781 amino acids. The transcript is spliced from 6 exons.